Blepharisma stoltei is the source of this 363-nucleotide messenger RNA. Lineage: Eukaryota; Ciliophora; Heterotrichea; Heterotrichida; Blepharismidae. The record is from the annotation of a GenBank genome assembly.
AUGCAAGUCUCUUUUAAGUGCUUUUUGGGUAAUUAUUUUUUUAAUUUUUAUUGUUAAUAUAAAAAAGCCAUUUAAAUUUAUAUAUUUUUUUGGGGUAUCUUUUUGGCCAUCAUCAGUAACAUCAGUAUUCCGAUAAUUCAUAUAGGAAAUCUCAAGCUAAUUUUGGCAACAAUGCAGCUAAUCAAUUGUCUGCAAGAAAUCUAUAGAGGAAUGAGCUCUAUUAUUCCACUGAAUUCUUUUCCGAGUGCUAUCUUGAAGAAAUCGUUUGAAAAUUGGGGUCGUAAAAAUGUGAGGUCAAAAUUUGAUAUUUCGCAAAUUUCCUCUUUUGAGUCCGACACUUUAGAAGAUUGUAUUUUGGUUUAA